Molecule: messenger RNA, 711 nt
Organism: Notodromas monacha
Lineage: Eukaryota; Metazoa; Arthropoda; Ostracoda; Podocopida; Cyprididae
Source: the annotation of a GenBank genome assembly
AUGGAGAAUGAGGAGGAGGAGGAUAAGAAAGAACAAGAGGAAAAGACGGGGAGAGAGGCGGAGUGCGACGAGGCUCAAGGUCACAAGCAAGACCCGAGUCGAGUAGCGGAGGCCGACGGCAGAGGAGAACAGGACGACGAUGACGAAGAUGCCGAUGUGGCGAGGGCAGUCGGUGGCGGAGAGUUGGUGCGACCGACGGUGGAUGGCAGGUUCCUGCGAUUCCUGCACAGGUGCCUGCAAGUGCACUCGAGCCCCGCCGACGCCGACUGGGAUGAGCUGAAGGAGUCGGGCGCCGCGUUGUCUCUGGACGACUGCUUCGCCCAGUUGCGUCUGCUGAGCAGCGAGGGUCUACUGGAUGGCUUGGUGUCCUAUGCGGCCCACCAGAAUCUCCUGGACUCGUGUGCGGCUGUGAGUCCCAACAAGGCCCUGCCCGAGCGAAGUAGCAGGAAAGCGAAUCGAUCCUCAGCCACGGCUAGCAAUGGGGAGCCGAGCAGACGAUUGAGACCCACGACGGCACACGCUCUGCCCAUCCACGCCCCCGCCGCAUCCACCGUGUCCAGGCAGGACAUUGUACUCAAUGUGGUGGACGACGCGAAGCAGGCAACGAAGCAGUACAAGAUUCCUGUGUCUUCGCUGCUCCGGCACAUGGGCUACUUCUCAAACCUCUCUUCGAGUCUGUAUCUUGACAAUGUUGUUGUUGCUGAGAAUUAA